Messenger RNA from Danaus plexippus (monarch butterfly), 944 nucleotides. RefSeq names its product E3 ubiquitin-protein ligase RNF146 (gene Rnf146). Bases 146 to 871 code for a protein of 241 amino acids. Lineage: Eukaryota; Metazoa; Arthropoda; Insecta; Lepidoptera; Nymphalidae. Gene Ontology annotation, biological process: Wnt signaling pathway; ubiquitin-dependent protein catabolic process. The record is from RefSeq and is a predicted model, not a curated record. Gene Ontology annotation, cellular component: nucleus; cytoplasm. The transcript is spliced from 6 exons. Gene Ontology annotation, molecular function: ubiquitin protein ligase activity; poly-ADP-D-ribose binding; zinc ion binding.
GUGACAGUUGUUUAGAACUUUGUUUUCUCUAGCGAUUACCUAUAGAAGUAAAUAAAACAAAAAUGUUUGGUAAAUAGCGAAAAAAUUAAACUUUUAUGUUUACACAAAAAUAAAUUUGGAUUGCUUCAAUAAUACUCUUUAAGUUAUGGAAAAAGAAAAUACAGAACCAGAUUGUGCUAUUUGCCUGCAAAAACUUCAUCACCCUACACAGCUACCUUGUGGUCAUGUAUUUUGUUUUCUUUGUGUAAAGGGUAUUGCAAUACAGAGUAAGAAAUGUGCCAUGUGUCGAACUCAUAUCCCAAGGGAUUAUUUUGAUCAUCCAAUUUUGUUAGAGAAACAGCCAUUGGAUGAAGUUGAUGAAGAUUGUGAUAAUAAUAAACAUCAGUGGUAUUAUGAGGGUAGAAAUGGUUGGUGGAAAUAUGAAGAAAGGAGCAAUGCUGACUUAGAAGCAGCUUUCACAUCGGGGGUCAGCGAGUGUCUAUUGCUACUGGCCGGUACCAUUUACUGUGUGGAUUUUCAAAACAUGGUUCAAAUAAGACGAAGUGAUCCAACAAAAUUGAGACGAGUGAAACGAGAUAUACCAACAUUUCCCUCUAAAGGUAUUGCCGGCAUAAAGAGACUUGAUCCACAACAAGAAAGUGGCCAAACUGGGCAGGAUGUAAGAGAUGAAAAUACUAACAGUCUACAGGAGGGUAACGAAAUAGAUGUAAUCAAUGUUAGUGAGGAAUCUUUGGUUGAAGUUGACAACAGCUCCAUUGAGAGUUUAUCGGAUGGAAUAAGGAAUAUCACUCUGCAACAUAACAAUGCCGUAGACGGAAGCCAUGUUAGUUCAUUAAAUGAAAAUGAUGAACCAUCGUCUGAAGACACAUGACCGUACAAGGAAAAACAUGUUUGAUUUCAUUGUCAAAGUAGUUGUACUAUUAUAUUAUUUAUUUUGGUUAAAA